GAUCUCAGAACUAGUUGUUGGAGUCAUCGGCAUCAUCGGAAACCUUUUGGUAAUCACUGUUCUCUUUCAGCGGCGUGCUAAGAGCCGAUCGACCGAUACCCUCAUAGGCGCACUUGCUGUGGCGGAUCUCUUGACCUCGGUUGGACUACUUCGCUUUGCUGUACCGUACGCUAAAACAGUUCCUGUAUCUUGGAUCGGACAGGUCUACUGCAGAAUGGUCUAGUUGCCAAUGUACAUGUGGGUGUGGGCCUAUAUGUCAGGGUUCGUGCUGACUGCCAUCUCUGUUGAGCGCUACAUCGCGGUCACGCACCCGAUCUACUUCAACAGGAUCUUGACCAGACGGCGAGUAUCAGAGGUGGUUGUCAGUUUAUGGAUCUUAUCUAUGUUGGUCUGCAUCCCUUCUGCCUUUGUAACUGAUGUGGACAAAGUCAAUCGCCGAUGCAUAAUUAGGAGAUCGCCUGUCUUUAAGAAGGCAUUCGCUUUCUAUGCUACAAUCGUCCAGUUGGUCAUUCCGGCAGUCAUCAUGGUCGUAACUCAAACCCUAAUCGCCAUCAAGCUCAAAGCCCAGUCAAUGCGCUUCGAAUGUUCUAAAUCGUACCAUGUCGCCGCCAGCAGAGCAGUCAUCAAGAUGAUGUUCAUCGUUAUCAUUGCGUACAUUGUUUGUUGGACACCCAACCGCUUCUUUCUGUUGAUCACAACCUUGUUCCGUAUUCAGUCAAAAACCUCAAGUCGGAUUUCCCAGGGCUUCGUUGUUCUUGCUGCCGUCAACUCCAGCAUCAACCCCAUCAUCUAUAGCAUCCGUUACCAGGAGUUCCGCAAGGCUGUCAAGGUACUGUUUGCAGGAGGGAAGGUUCGAAGUAAAGCGAUGUUCGAUACUGACAUCAAUACAGACUCCACGAGUGAUGGGACUGUUUAA
This is a messenger RNA of Lytechinus pictus (painted urchin), 916 nucleotides long. Its product is annotated as D(2) dopamine receptor A-like. Gene Ontology annotation, molecular function: G protein-coupled receptor activity. Lineage: Eukaryota; Metazoa; Echinodermata; Echinoidea; Temnopleuroida; Toxopneustidae. The transcript has a single exon. The record is from RefSeq and is a predicted model, not a curated record. Gene Ontology annotation, cellular component: membrane. The coding region runs from base 230 to 916 and encodes 228 amino acids. Gene Ontology annotation, biological process: G protein-coupled receptor signaling pathway.